Molecule: messenger RNA, 2077 nt
Organism: Prinia subflava (tawny-flanked prinia)
Lineage: Eukaryota; Metazoa; Chordata; Aves; Passeriformes; Cisticolidae
Exons: 2
Coding region: 353-1795 (480 amino acids)
Source: RefSeq, a predicted model, not a curated record
GAGGCUGCGUACGACAACAAUUGCAGAGACCCCAUGGCAAAUGCCGCAUGGCCUCUCCCUUUGUUCAGCAAUAAAGUCACUUUGACAGGACUCCUCCGUCUCCUUUGGCCACACAAACCUCUGGCGACGGGAAUUUUCCCGCCCGCUCCCGCCCACACGGCAGCCACCUCCGUCCUACCCACACGAACCGGGACGAGGCGGCGCCGCUCCGGGCCCGGCUCCUGCCCAGGCCCCGGCGGGAAGGAGAGCGCGGGCAGCCGCUCCCGCAGCGCCCUCAGGCCACGGCCAACACGGCGCCCACACGGCACAAGGAAGCCGCCACAGCCCCCUGCCGCCCCCUCCGCCCGCAGCCAUGGCCCAGCCCCGCCAGAAGCCAGCGCGGCUCCCACCUGCGCUGGGGCCGCCUCCGAGCUCCGCCGCCGCCUCACCGGGCUCCGGCCGCUGCCGCCGCUCCCGGGCCCGCACACGCGCUCCGCCCAUGGCGCCUCUGCUGCCACACGGCCCACCGGGGGGCGGGCCCGGCCCCGGCCUGCUCCCCGCUCUGCCCAAUCAGCGCCGCACAACCACGACUGACGCCACCAUCAGCCAAUCGCACACAGCCAGCCCCGGGCUCUGCACACGGCCCAGCCUCGGCCCGCGCUCUCAGCGCCCCCCGGGCUGUGUGAGGGGAAAGGCGGAGAUGAGGAACAGCCCUGGCACGGGCCCGGGCCCGAGGCGGCAUCGAGCUGCAAACACCAACAAAGUUCUCCGCACCUCCCGGCCCGCCUUUCCCAGCGCUGCGUGUUCGCUGCCACCGGCUCCGAGCAAAGCCGUGCUGGAGGUGCUGGUGGCUGUGAUAGCCACCCUGGGCGAGCUGGCGGCCGUCGUGGCCGGGUCAGAUGAGGACGUGCUGCGGGCCGAGUCCCGCGAGUCCCUGCGCGGGCCCCUGAGGAAAUUCACCUGGACCCUGCGCUGCACCCUGCGCCGCCACCAUGUCCCCCCCCUGGGCCACCGCGGUGUCACCCCCCUGGGCCAGGCCCUGACCGCCCUUGAGGCCACCCCGGGGGCCACCUGGGCCGAUGUGAGAGCCGCGGUCAGAGCCUGGCAGGACUCGGUGGAUGCGCUUGCCGAGAUCUGGCUCUGGGUGGUUGUGGAGGCCGCCAAACUCUGCACGAACCCACAGAAAUUGUACACCAGGAGUGGGCAGUGGUCAGAGGUGGCCUCGGGGCUGCUGCGGCGCUUGCUGGCUGCGUGUGACAAAGCCACCGUGUUCCCCUGGGAGCUGCUGCGCCGGCUCAGGGACAUCGAGGCCGCCCUGGAUGAGACAAGGGAGGCGUCCCCUUAUGUCCCUGAGGCCUUGGUGGCCGCGGUGGCCGAGGCUGAGCAGCUGUGGGAGGCCAGCACCUGCCUGACCACGCGUCACCUGCUGGGGACACUUGCGGACAUCUGUGCCCUGCUCUCGAGUCACCCUGAUGUCCCUGGUGGCCACGCAGUGGCCGAGCAGUGCCAAAGAGCCAUCAAGGACAUCCCGAGGCUGCUGCGGACACAGCAAGGUCCCGUCAUCAGGGUGGUGACGCCAUCAGGGACAUCGCUGGGGUCACUUGUCCCCUCCUCCCUCCCUGCAUGGUGUUUGAGACAAAUUUGGGGAACUUUCUGGGAAUUUUCAUUGAAACUCUCCCAAAUCCUGAUGGGAAUUCUUGGGCUGACAUCACUGGGGACACUGAGGGGCACGCAAGGACACACAGGCACACUCAGGAAUACUCAGGGACGCUCAAGGAUACUCAGGGACACUCAGGGACACGGGGGCAGGGGGUGAAUGAGCCUCCUCAGUGCUUUGGAGGAGAGGCAGAGGAGCCACGUUAGAAAUGACAAUACAAUAUUGGCUUUCGCAUUUGUGUAUCGGCUUUUGCACGUUGUUAUCACAAUGAUUUCGAUAUGGUGCAAUUUAUAAUUCCCUUCAGCUGCUUUCUGAUGUAACAUAAUCUAUCAGUUUGUGUGUGCACCACACAGCCUACAGAAAUGGCUUUGUAAUAAACCGAUGUUAUAUCCUAGGCCUUAGCGAAAUAUUGAAAUAGAGACUGAGCAAUGCUAAAAUGCU